This is a messenger RNA of Phymastichus coffea, 3016 nucleotides long. RefSeq names its product LIM and senescent cell antigen-like-containing domain protein 1 (gene stck). Gene Ontology annotation, cellular component: focal adhesion; cytoplasm; cell-cell junction. Bases 481 to 1797 code for a protein of 438 amino acids. The record is from RefSeq and is a predicted model, not a curated record. The transcript is spliced from 7 exons. Gene Ontology annotation, biological process: positive regulation of integrin-mediated signaling pathway; cell-cell adhesion; positive regulation of substrate adhesion-dependent cell spreading. NCBI's taxonomy places the organism in Eukaryota, Metazoa, Arthropoda, Insecta, Hymenoptera, Eulophidae.
UCUAUACACAUGACAUUUAGACACGCAUAAUUCGUUUAUCUAUUUUUGGCUCUGACUCACAAUGCGUGCAGUGCACUUACACACAUUUACUUAUGAGAGCCACCACCUUAAUUAUUUCAUAUUGAUCUCACGGUCAUAUAUUAUCGAUGCGGCUUUUACAGACUAAUGCUUCAAGGCACAGGUGAACUUCGCGUUUUAACGCUUGUUAGCAAGCUGCCAACUGGUUUUGGUAUUUUCCUCACCCCACCCAUUCCUCUUUCUCUUUGUAAACUGCAAACUCAACAGAAUACAGAACUGUACAGUACUGCAGUAUUGUUGAAAACUCCACUCCAGUGUUUUAUCUCUGGUUGGUUUUUGUUAUCUAUUCACACGCACACUAUUAUAGCAUAUCAGAAGAACUCAAGUUCAUUUAUGUCAUUACUGUGUUGGAUCCCAUAGUGAUUUAUUACAAAUUACAAGUGGUUUUGUGUGACUCACACCAUGGUUGAUAAUUAUGGAGUUGCUCCCUUUCCUAAAUCCAUAUCAUUACUGUCGCUGAGUAGCAGCAAGCUAUAUAAUAGACGUAUGGCUAGUUCUAGAGAUAACAUGAAUUCUUCUCAAGAUACUCAUAAUGAUUCUGAUCAUUUGAUCCCUGCCACGCAGUUACUUGAUUACGAGGAACUGGAGUGGCAUGUUGUAGAGAAACCUUCUGUGUCUGCUAGAACUUUUCAGAAUUAUUAUGGCAAUGAUAAUAAGACUAAAAGCCAUUCUAACAAGUCUGGUGUCAUCAAGAACAUCAGUUUCAAUAUGUCACUGGACAACAUGUACUGCUCAAGAUGCCGGGAAGGCUUUGAGCCCAAUGAAAAGAUUGUCAACUCUAAUGGAGAGUUGUGGCAUCCUCAGUGUUUUGUAUGUGCCCAAUGCUUCAGACCAUUUCCAGAGGGAACAUUCUAUGAAUUUGAAGGUCGCAAGUAUUGUGAACAUGAUUUUCAAGUUUUGUUUGCUCCAUGCUGUGGAAACUGCGGUGAAUUUAUUAUUGGUCGAGUCAUCAAAGCUAUGAAUGCCAACUGGCAUCCAGCGUGCUUCCGCUGCGAAGAAUGCAAUGGCGAAUUGGCCGACGCUGGAUUCAUCAAGUGUCAGGGUAGAGCUCUCUGCCACGAAUGUAACGCCAGAUACAAGGCUGGAGCUUUUGGAAAGCCCAUUUGUUAUCAGUGCCACGGAGUGAUUGACGACAAGCCUUUGAAAUUCCGUGGCGAAGUCUACCAUCCAUACCACUUUAAUUGUACUGCCUGCGGAGUCGAGCUCAAUUCCGACGCGAGAGAAGUUCGCUCGAGAGCUGGAUAUGCGGCUAAUGAAAUGAAUGAACUUUACUGUCUGAGAUGCCAUGACAAAAUGGGUAUCCCAAUCUGCGGUGCUUGCCGUCGGCCCAUCGAGGAAAGAGUCGUUACUGCUUUGGGCAAACAUUGGCACGUCGAGCACUUCGUCUGUGCCAAAUGUGAAAAACCCUUUUUGGGUCAUCGUCAUUAUGAGAAAAAAGGUCUUGCCUACUGCGAGACUCAUUAUCAUCAGCUCUUUGGCAAUCUUUGUUAUGUAUGCAAUCAAGUAAUAGCCGGCGAUGUGUUCACUGCAUUAAAUAAAGCUUGGUGUGUACAUCAUUUCGCUUGCGCUUUCUGCGAUCAGAAGAUGAAUCAGAAAACUAAGUUUUUCGAAUUUGACUUGCGUCCUGCUUGCAAGAAAUGCCACGAAAAGUUCCCGGCUGAGCUGAAAAAACGGCUACGACGCAUGCAUGAUUUCGCUCCCAAGAAAAUACCCAGCUAAGCUUAAUAUCGUUGAUUUAUUUGGUAGAGAUUUGAUAGUAGUAUUUGUUUAUUUGAAAAGUCAGUAUUGCCAUUAAAGUCAAUCGACAAAUAACUUUAUCGCUUCGAAAUGAGAAAAACCUGCUUUGUAUAAUUAAUUUAAUGAAAAUACCGGACGUAGAGUCGUUAACCAAAAUGUGAUUGAAAUAAUUAUACACUGCCUUACCGAUGUUGCCAGAUAGUUUUUUUUCAAAUGAGCUUAAUACAAAAUAAUGAAAUACUGCUUUGCAGUGAAUCUCAUUACAGAAUAUACUGCUAUAGUUUUUAAUUUUUAUAGUAGAUAAAAAAAUGAAUAUAUAAUUGAUCGCAUAUCAAAUUCAAAAUGCUUUCUGUCUAAAACUUUUUUAGAAAAUUGAAAACAUCUUUGUAAACCAAAUUUUUUUCCAAUUUUAUACUAAUUUAUACUAUUUAAGCAUUAAAAUUUGAACGUAUCAAAUUACUACAAUAUGAGAAAAUUUUUAACAGUUUUAAACUAAUUCAUUCUUAAAUCUAUACAUCAUAUGAUUAGUAAUACUUCGUAUACAGAGUAUUUUAUAUAUAUAACACUAUUAACUCAUACCGGGUUGGAUAAUUGGAAAACCGAUUUAUCGGUUCACUUUGUGACAUGAACUUUGUAUAUAGUUGAUACAUGAUACCAGAUACUAAUUUGACCAAUUUUCAAGGGCGAUUGCAAUCCUUAAAUCUCAGCCGUUUAAAGGUUAACAGCGUACUUAUGUAAGCAACUAGUGCCUUAGUAUACUAACCGACGAAUUUUAUAAGAAAAAAAUACCAUAUCUAAGUACCCACUCCAAUGAAAAACAAAGAAGAAAUAUUUAUUUUGUUUAUCAAAUAACAAUAAAUGAUAGACAGGCUUGGUAAUUACUCGAGUCAUCAGAAAACGAAACUCACUAUUUUUUGUAUACUGGCCUCUUACUAAGAAUGUACAAUUCAGCGCUUCCACUCACUACUUACGAUAUCGUUUUUAUUAUUCUGUUUGUAGGUUUUCAGUUUUUAACCAUGUACAAUUACACAUGUUACAAAUAAAAUAAAAUAAUAAAUAAUCAAUCUUUUUUUUUGUCACGAAAAUGUUCUGUACAGUUUUUCACUGUUUAAAUGUAAUAAUUUAUGAUCCAUAUCGUUAUUUUACGUUGUUCUUCAAUAUUUAUCGUGUCAAAAAUUAUGAGACAGGUCGAUAAAAAUAA